Molecule: messenger RNA, 498 nt
Organism: Paramuricea clavata
Lineage: Eukaryota; Metazoa; Cnidaria; Anthozoa; Malacalcyonacea; Plexauridae
Source: the annotation of a GenBank genome assembly
AUGCGAUUCGAAAAUCUACUGAUUGCACUCGAUAUAAAAGACAAGAAAAGAAAACGAGCGUUAUUAUUAUGCUAUAUCAGUGAAAGUACUCUAAAUAUCUUUGAAACACUGCCAGAGACAGGCACAGAAGACGACUAUGACGAAGCGUGUCAAGCUUUAAAUGAACACUUUAAACGUCGCAAGAAUACAUCGUUUGAAAUAUUCAAGUUCAGGAAAACAAACCAACUUGUUGACGAAACUCUCGAUCAAUACCAUGUACGACUCGUCCAGAAAGCUAAGUACUGUGAAUUCUCAAACUUAGAUACUGAGAUAAAAGCUCAAAUUGAGCUAGGGACCAAUUCCAAACAACUUCGACGAUAUGCUUUCCGUAAACCAAAACUGACUUUGGCUGAACUCUUAGACUAUGGACGGACACUUGAAACUGUUGAAGAAGAUACGAGCGGAAUUGAGCAAAAUAUGAAUGAAACACCAAUGAAAGAUAUCCACGCCAUACGAUGA